AUGCGUCUAUGGCUCCCGUUACGGGCAAAAUACCUGGACGCUCUCAUAUGCCAGGACGCACUUCCAACAGAUGUACCGGUUGCAUGUGUGUUGUGCCACGCCAAGCAGAACGCUGGAACCUAUAAAUGCACGGACUGCUUUCGCGAGCGGCUCUUAUGUGCCGCUUGCAUGGUACGUACUCAUGAACGUCUGCCGCUGCAUCAUGUCCAGGCUUGGAAGGACGGUCACUUCAGCAAUACAUCCCUUCGGUCCCUCGGCCUGGCAGUUCAACUGGGGCACAACGAAGGCGAUAGCUGCGUGCAAUCUGAACGUCCCUCCAAAGAUUUUGUGGUAUUUGACUCUGAUGGAUAUCAUCACGUCGAUGUCCGCUUUUGUGGAUGCAGUCAUCGCUCGCAUCAGGAACAGUUGUUGGAAGUCGGCUGGUAUCCUGCAUCUACGAGGCGCCCGUCCACCGCGUUCACCUUCCGCUUUCUGGAUACGUUCCACCGGCUCACUUUGCAAGGCAAGAUUACUCUCCACGAUUACUACACAAGCGUAGUGCAACGAACCAAUAGUGCCGGCCUAAUACCUCCGAUUUAUCGAUAUCACGAAGCGUGCCUGGUGACCCGGCAAUGGGCAAUGUUAAUGAUGUUCAAGAGAGCAGGCCGCGCACAUGAUCCGCAAGGCGCAGAGGCGACGCCGAAGGGCGGGCUCGCGCUCAGGUGUCCUGCUUGCCCAAUUCCGGAGGUCAAUCUCCCUGAAAAUUGGGAUUCAAUGCCUGAAGAGCAAAGAUGGAAGUACAGUUCGUUCAUCGCGCUAGACGCAUGUUUUCGGCUUAAGUUGAAGGACCGCGAAAUCGACGACCCAGAGCUCUGCUCAGGUCUGGCAUACUUCGUAAACGAAGACGAGUAUCAAGAUCACCUGCGGGAGACUGCAGACGAGCCUGAGGAGCCUAGUUCUUCCUGCGACACGAACUUCAACGCAAUCACGCAACUUAACACGAAGAACAGUGGCGACAAAUAUGCCGUCUCGGGGGUCGUUGCCGCCAAAUGCGGGCGCCACGCACUCAUCCUUCCAAAUGGUGUUGCGGAUCUGAAGAAAGGUGAAAGAUAUGUUAGCACGGACUGGGUUUUCUGGUCUUCUCUGCUCGCUAUCGGCAUGACGCUCGUCGUUUUGUCAUACGACAUUGCGUGCAAAUGGUCGCUUCACCUCAAGGAUCGCGUCAAACCGUUCUCGUCGACUUUUGGCAAUGUCGUAAAUGCGACGAUUCGGUUUUUCAUUCCGAGCCUUCACAUCAUUGCGCACGGGCCGAAAUGCCGUUGCACCUUCAGCUUCAGCUUCAAUCGCUGGGUCGGGCGUACACACGGCGAGACGAUUGAGCAGGAGUGGGCGCAUAUCGGCGCCGUUGCUACUAGCACGCGAGAAAUGGGACCCGGUGCACGACAUGCAACACUGGACGACCAUUGGCAUUUCUGGAACUUUCGCAAGAUUGUCGCCAUGGGUUCUAGUUUUCGUGUCGCUUUGAAGAAGACCUUGGCCGAAAGAGACCUCCACCGCCGCAUCUUAGACGAGAAGGCCGAAUGUCAGUCACCGGAGAAGAUUGCGGAAUGGGAGGCGGUCGUAAACGCAUGGGAGAAGGAUCAUUCGAAGGAGAAUCCGUUCGAGGACGGCGAUGACACUCUUACAUUCUCCGAGGUCCGCUUGAAGCUUGCACAAGAAGAAAGUCGUACGGCACGCGAUGGCGCUCUUCAUGAAACUACCGGGGCCACACUGAUACGCAACCUCCUUGUUCUAGAGGAGAAACAGCGUCAUCUUCUCGCCGAUAUGAAAGCAGCUACGAAGUCGCGUACAACUGGUGAUGUCCAAGCCGCGUUACAGGAGCGCCGUAUGGCCCUUCGCCGUUCCCUGCAGCAAGCAUACUCCGUGCAAGACGUCUACAUGCCCGCCGCCAUAGAGCAAAGGGAGAAAGUGUUACACGCCGCCGAGCUCGAAGACAAGGUCCUUGAGCCGGAACGCAUGCCUAUUGUUCUGCCUUCGACGCUCUCCGAAGAAGAGCGAGUUAACGGCUGUCUGCGGCAUGUCGUAGCCCAAGAGGCGGCGUUACGUGAGGCGAAGGCCGACGACUACUUGCUUUGCCUUCGUCGACAUCGCCGGGCAUGGGUGGCACUUCUGCGCCGUUACAAGGUCAAUCAGGGCCCCCGCAGCGGCGUGUAUAACACACGCAACCGCAGUGUCCUCUCCUCGCUCCAGAGAAAAAUCGACAGAGCCGUCGAAGGAUAUCGCAUUUCGUAUCACGCCCUCAAGAAGCUACAUCCGAACGGCGACUGGAGCCGCCGACUUCGCCCGCUCCUUGACAGCGACAUCACCGGCCCUGGAAUUGAGCCGGACUCCGGUGUUUCGCAUCGGCACUACGUCGAAUCCUGGAUCUGGCGCGUUCGGCCCAAGCACGGCAUCGCUGGCCGUGAACUGAACGAAGAGGAGGCAGCAGAUGAACACGAAAGAAGAGAAUGGGCACGGCAGUACGCACGUUUCAAACGAUGUGAAGAAGAAGUCGUCUUGCUGGAGGAGGAAAUGCGUCGUGUUCUCGUGACAUUCAACUGGAAGGCUCUGUGGUGGGAAAGUCAGAUUGGUCGCCGCACUGUUGAAGACUCACGUCUAAUGAGGGGACUGAGCGCCUACGCCCGGCACCAAGCAGCGAUUCAGCGGGGGAUGAUUGCUGCAUGCGCGACACAAUGGAAGCCGGUUUUGACCGGAGCGAACCUUGGUGGUGACUGGAUUAACAAGUGGCCGACCCUCCCGGUAUGUCUCGCGUCAAUUUCUCUCCUCUUAUUCAUUCAUUCUAUGUAG
Messenger RNA from Punctularia strigosozonata HHB-11173 SS5, 2826 nucleotides. RefSeq lists its product as uncharacterized. The transcript is spliced from 9 exons. Lineage: Eukaryota; Fungi; Basidiomycota; Agaricomycetes; Corticiales; Punctulariaceae. The record is from RefSeq and is a predicted model, not a curated record. Bases 1 to 2826 code for a protein of 941 amino acids.